AUGUCCAGUGACCACCUGAACAACAGCACACUGAAGGAGGCCCCGUUUAAAGACCUGUUCUUGAAAAAAGCGGAGCUGGAGUUUGCCCAGAUCAUCAUUAUCGUCGUGGUGGUCACGGUGAUGGUCGUGGUCAUCGUCUGCCUGCUAAAUCACUACAAAGUCUCCACACGGUCCUUCAUCAACCGCCCGAAUCAGAGCAGAAGGCAGGAGGACGGGCUACAGCCGGAAGGGCGCCUGUGGCCUUCAGGCAGCUCCGGGCCUCGGCCAGGGGCCUCAGAGAUCAUGUAUGCCCCGAGGUCCAGGGACAGGUUUACCGCCCCAUCCUUUAUCCAGAGGGACCGGUUCAGCCGUUUCCAGCCCACCUACCCCUACGUGCAGCACGAGAUCGACCUUCCUCCCACCAUCUCCCUGUCUGACGGGGAGGAGCCGCCUCCUUACCAGGGGCCCUGCGCCCUGCAGCUCAGGGACCCUGAACAGCAGAGGGAACUCAACCGAGAAUCUGUGCGGGCCCCGCCCAACCGAACCAUAUUCGACAGUGAUUUGAUAGACAUUUCCGUGUGCAGUGGGGGCCCGUGUCCGCCGAGCAGCAACUCAGGCAUAAGCGCCAGCACCCGCAGCAGUAACGGGAGGAUGGAGGGGCCGCCCCCGACGUACAGCGAGGUGAUGGGCCACUACCCGGGCGCCUCCUUCUUCCAUCACCAGCACAGCAGCGCGCACCGGGCGAGCAGACUGCCGUUUCAGCAGGACAGCUCGGGGGGCACAGUGCUGCCCCUCCAGGGCAAAGACAGGAAGCCCGGCAACCUUGUCUGACCCGCCCACGUGCGCAGGAGGAGGAAGAUGCCGAGGAGGGAGGAGGGCCGCGCUGCCUCCGCCCCCCCCCGCCGCCGGCACGGUGGUGGUCCGUCUCACCUGCUACAACGAAGUAAAACCAAAUGUGCAAACGUGGUCUUUGUUUCUGAUUCCUUUCAGGGGAAUUGCAUGCAGACUAGACUGAAAUAAUACAAACUUCCAUCCGGUCUGACCGCGAACAGUGUUUAUCUGGGGACAGGCGUCAGGACGGGGUGGGGGUGGGGGGCUGGUUUUGGCAAAGGGCGGGCUUGGGAACACAGAGAAAGGGAUGCUUGGAAGAGAUCAUGAAAUAAGACCCACAGAGGUAUUUGAUUUAUUUAAUUAUG
This is a messenger RNA of Odobenus rosmarus divergens (Pacific walrus), 1175 nucleotides long. RefSeq names its product low density lipoprotein receptor class A domain containing 4 (gene LDLRAD4). The transcript has 4 exons. Gene Ontology annotation, biological process: negative regulation of transforming growth factor beta receptor signaling pathway. Gene Ontology annotation, cellular component: early endosome membrane; Golgi membrane. Gene Ontology annotation, molecular function: R-SMAD binding. The coding region runs from base 1 to 810 and encodes 269 amino acids. Lineage: Eukaryota; Metazoa; Chordata; Mammalia; Carnivora; Odobenidae. The record is from RefSeq and is a predicted model, not a curated record.